GGAAGACAUUCAAAUGAAUUCUUAAAAAUGACUCUAUUUUUUUUAUUUAUCAAUCUUAUUUUUUUAUCGUGAUUUAUCAAUCUUAUUAGUCAACUUUCUUGUAAAAUACAUAAUAAUUAAAAUAAAUAAAAUUAGAAUCACCUAUUUUGAAAUUACUUAAAAUCAAAAUUUUGAAAAUCUUGACAUACAUCCAUGAUGCAAAAGUUUGAGGCGGGGACCGCCAUGGUCCACAGCGAUAAAAUUCUCAGCCCACCAUGGAAAAAUCAGAAAAGGUAAGGAUUUCAGAAUUAGCAAUGCUACUAAUCGACAUAAAGUGAUAAAGAUGCUUCUUCAAUAAAGAUUAUUGAAUAAGACGCACUGAAAGGCGCCAAAUUGGUCUGGAUUAUUAGGGACUCCCGUAGAAAGGCUACAUCAAUUGCAUUCCCAUUUCUGUCCAUUGGAAAUUACAAAGAGUUCUCUACAAAUUUAGUUUCUGCGUGUAAUGAAAGCUUUGGUAAUCUAGUGCUGUAAUUAAACGUUUAUUAUAAACCACACAGCAUUUCUCUUCAUCAAUAAUUUUAUCAAACUAGGGUGAAAUAUGACAAACGUGCUGACUUCACAUGCUAAGGUGUCAAAUUGGGGUUCGCCCACAUUUGUUAAUUUCCAGUUCAGGUUCUUUUUUGUUUUUAUAAUCAUUUUUGUGUUUUAAAGUGAUCAUUUUUACCAUCAAAAAACUAUUUGGGGUUGCCAAUUUGGUUUUCACACCCUCAUUUCCUGAAAUUCUGCUUUCUUUCGGACAAAAAAGGGAAAGGUUGCAGACUUUCAGUUAACAUUCUAAAUUAAGUUUGAUCAACCAUUUUCAGAGUUAAGGGAAAGGUUGCCAGUUCACUGUCCAAGCAAAGGUUUGUCUGGUGGUUGAUGAUCCGGAAGGGUCCUGGUUUCUCAGAGAAUGGCAGAGAAGGAAGAUAUAUUUCUUUCUGAUAAAGGGAAAAUCCCUUUUUCCAUAUUCUUGAGGGGUGCAAGAUCAGUUUUCAAGUUAGAUGAGUUGGGUGUUGAAAUAGCUAGGAUUGCAGUCCCCGCAGCACUUGCUUUGACAGCUGAUCCUAUUGCAUCUCUGGUUGAUACUGCUUUCAUUGGCCAGUUAGGUGCAGUAGAACUUGCUGCUGUAGGAGUUUCAAUAGCUGUGUUCAACCAAGUAUCUCGGGUUGCAAUCUUCCCUCUCGUCAGUGUCACUACCUCUUUUGUUGCCGAGGAAGAUACUAUCACGAGAGACAGUUCAAUCCCACAGGACCCUGAAAGUGCUGAUAAUGGUGGAUCAAUGCCGGUUGAAAGCAAAAGGUUGAUUCCUCAAAAUGAUUCUGAAGAGAGUGGAAAUGGAAAUGAACCAAUUGCAAACAGCUUUGAAGUAGUAGCUCCUAACAGCACAAAGCGGCACAUCCCAUCAGCCUCAUCAGCUUUGAUCAUUGGGGGCAUCCUUGGCAUCAUCCAAGCAAUACUUUUAAUAGCAGGGGCAACUCCCGUGCUAAAAUUCAUGGGGAUAAAAUCUGGCUCACCAAUGUUAAAACCUGCACAACAGUACUUAGCAUUGAGGUCACUUGGGGCUCCAGCAGUUCUUCUCUCUUUAGCCAUGCAGGGGGUUUUUCGGGGAUUUAAGGACACAAAGACUCCACUCUUUGCAACCGUGGUGGGAGAUUUAACAAACAUAAUAUUGGAUCCUAUCUUUAUCUUUGUUUUCGGAUUAGGUGUUAGAGGUGCGGCUAUUUCCCAUGUCAUUUCUCAGUACCUUAUUUCGAUCAUACUUUUUUGGAGAUUAAUGGAGAAAGUUGAUUUAAUGCCCCCUAGUCUCAAAGGCCUGCAAUUUGCUCGAUUUCUUAAAAAUGGUUUUCUGUUAUUGAUGAGGGUGAUAGCUGUUACAUUUUGUGUAACCCUAGCUGCAUCAUUAGCUGCACGUCUAGGGCCCACAGAAAUGGCUGCAUUCCAGGUGUGCUUGCAGGUCUGGUUGGCUACCUCUCUUCUCGCUGAUGGUUUGGCUGUUGCCGGACAGGCAAUACUAGCCAGUGCAUUUGCUAAGAAAGAGUUCAGUAAGGCAACUGCAACUGCAUCCCGUGUUCUUCAGCUAGGGAUAGCUCUUGGGCUGAUCCUUGCCAUGCUUCUUGGUGUUGGUUUACAUUUUGGAGCAAGACUAUUUACAAAAGACACCAAUGUUAUCGCCCUCAUUGGUGUUGGAAUCCCGUUUGUUGCAGCUACUCAGCCAAUCAAUGCAUUGGCCUUUGUUUUUGAUGGUGUGAACUUUGGUGCAUCAGACUUUGCAUACUCUGCCUACUCCAUGGUUACGGUGGCUAUCUUCAGCAUCAUACUUCUCUUCAUUCUUUCAUCAACGUUUGGAUUUGUUGGAAUCUGGGUUGCACUUACAAUAUACAUGAGUUUGAGAGCCAUGGCCGGCUUCUGGAGGAUAGGAACAGGAACAGGUCCAUGGAUGUUUCUCAGGAGCUGAAAGUCCCCAACUCUGUAGAAAGAUUUGAACUUUGUUUAGGGGAGGGGUGAUCUUUUUUCAUGCUAAUGUACAAUAUUUAGGUAACCAGCAGAUAGAGACAGAUAGUAAUAUCAUGAGUUAAUAUUGAUAUGCUCUGGCUUUGCUUAACUGUAAAGUGUAUGUAUUUCUUGAUUGUCAUCAGUCAAAUGUAGACUAGGCCGAGGUUUUGCAUGCAGAGUAUUUUUAGUUUUAUAUCCAACAAUCAAAGUGAAUAAAAUGAGUGUAGCAUUUUGGGUUAAGCUAGUUAAUUCAUUGAAUUU
Molecule: messenger RNA, 2772 nt
Organism: Cuscuta epithymum
Lineage: Eukaryota; Viridiplantae; Streptophyta; Magnoliopsida; Solanales; Convolvulaceae
Source: the annotation of a GenBank genome assembly